AUGGUUUUACAACAUACUUUAAGUGAUUUCUCGUUUAUUGAGAGGGCAGUUAUAGAAGGGUGGGUUUGGUUAUGGUUUCUCCAGCGGGUAUGGUCAGCCGAUAGAUUUGCUUGUUUACGAUGGUAUAGGAUACGUAAAUUCGAUUUAAAGUCAAACAUAACAUUAUUAAUUCUCUUGAUGUUGCCUGUUCAAUUUAUAUUUGAUAUUUCAUGGACGUAUUUAAAAUACAAGGAAGGUGAUAUGGUAGAUACUACGUCGGGUAUAAUAAUUUCCAAACCACCAUUUUACCUUGUUGACGGUCAACGAGUACAGGCUUGGUCGAAUGAACAUAUAUUAUUAAAGCAAAUUACAGAAUAUAUAUUAGCCUGUAGCUUUGCUUUUCAAACCGGUACUUUGGCUCUUUUGCAGGCAUUUUGGAGUCAUUUGGCCGAUCAAAUAGGAGGUAGACCUUUUAUGCAAUCUUGGGAAUUUAAAUUUUAUAUCGGUUGGGUCUUUACUUCUAUGGUUAUCUUCCCAUUGGCGAGAGGACUUACGGAUAAAGAUAUUAUACUCGUUGAAAAUGUUAUUCAAUUGAUUUACGCUAUCGAAUUAUUUGUUAUCUUCUUGCUUGGAAUUCGAAAUGAACAAAGGCUGAAGAAUUUACUUAUAAAUAUACGGAAUCAAGGUUCACCAUCAGGACAAUGGGCAAUCAUUCGAAUUCAAUAUUUCAUUGAAAUGAAUAAAUACUUGAUAUUUGGAACUUUAAUGACAAGCAUCGGUAUUUUAGUUAUUUGUACUGACGCGGUUAGUAGAAUUUAUAAUAUUUCACAUUCAAAAUUAUUGAUAGAUUUAUUUAUCAUAAAUACAAAUGGUGGAAGUUUGAUAUUAUGGGUCACAAUGAUUUUAAUCAUCUACCCUCGUUAUUAUACGGAUGUGGAAAUCGAAGAAAGAUUGAGAAGUAUGAACCUUCAAAGCUCAGAUCUUGAACUUAGGAUAGCCCAAAGACCUAAUAUUGGAAAAGAAGGCCGGAAAGUUAAACUGAUAACUAACUACCUUAAAGUCAAGAAAUUUCCGGAUAUUUUAUUAUAUCAAUAUAGCUUCGAUGUUUCUCUUAAGGUUAAUAAACAAACUAUCGAUAAGAUUUAUUCUACCUUCGCUGAUAAGAACGGUUUCGAAAAUUUCUUUGCCGUGUUUGAUGGAAAUUCCUCGAUUUAUUCUGCCUUACCUUUAACUUUAAUAAAUGAACGAAAAGGAAAUGGUUCCAUGAUUACCGUACAAAGCAAUGGCGAUGGGAUUGCAAGGAAAUCUUAUGAAGUUACGAUUCAAUUUAUACAAUGCUUAAGCCUUGAUCAACUUAGGAAUUACAUUACAAAUCAAGGACCAAUAACUAGUUCGGUUAUUCAGUGUUUAUCUGCAUUGAACUCGUAUAUCAACUUUAAUACUCGUCAGAAAUACCUCACGGCCGGCAAAGGUAUUUAUCCUCCCAAUAAUCAAAUAAUAAUCUUAUCAGGAGGCGUUGAAUUGAAGCAAGGAUUUUAUCAAUCAUUACGUCCUGGAUGGGGCGAUUUAUACAUUAAUGUUGAUCUUUGCGCAGCAAUUUUUUUCCCUUUUGGUCUUUUAAUUGAGGUGAUAUGCAAACAUUUGUUGAAACGUAAUGCACAAGAACUGCAUGUUCAAGGAAUGAAUAAUCGUGAAAUAAAUGUUUUAUCAUGGUACCUAAAAAAUGUAAAUAUCGAAGCAAUACACAAUCGCAAUCGAAAAUCUAUGUAUAAAAUCCGACGCGUUACGAAAGAGCCGGCAGAUAAACUUAUGUUCCAUAACGAAGGAGAGAACAGAGAUAUGUCUGUUGCCGAAUAUUUUUAUAAUACAUAUAAAAUUAAACUAGUAUUCCCAAAUCUACCAUGCGUGCUGGUUAAUCGGAACGUUUUCUUUCCCAUUGAACUCUGUUAUGUUCUGCCAAACCAACGCUUCGAAGGUCGAUUGGCAGACGUUACGCUCGCCGAUAUGAUCAAACAUACAUGUGUAAAGCCUCAAGAAAGAUUUCAACGAAUCUCGAAUGCUAUAUCAACCAUUUUCCAACAUGAUAAAGAUUCACACCUCGAGUCAAUCGGCAUGAAAGUUGACUGCAGCAAAAUGGUGGUCCUUAAUGGACGUGUACUUGAUCCUCCUCGUUUAACUUAUAGUGAACAAAUACAACAACCAGAAUUUACUCCUGAAAAUGGACGUUGGAACAUUAUGAAUAAAGUCGUUUGUCAGGGUGCUACUUUAAUAAACUGGUCCGUGGUUGUUUUUGCUCGAGAACGUUUCGCCCCGCAACAAUUAGUGAGAACAUUCAUGAAACGAUUUCGUGAAAUGGCCAAUCGAAAAGGAAUGAACAUCUCGAGUGAACCUUACAUUAUGUAUUCGAAUCCUCUUGGUGACAUUGCUUCGGCGUUGAGCAUUGCAUGUCACAACUCACUAAUCAACAAGGAUUACCCUCCACAUAUUAUUAUGUGUAUUUUAGGAGAAUCGGGACCAUUAUAUGGAGAAAUUAAAAGAAUUGGAGAUACACAAUUAGGUAUUCCAACUCAAUGCGUUUUACUCAAAUUAUUAACAAAAACAGGUGGAAUGGAUCAAAUUUGUGCAAACAUUACAUUGAAAAUGAAUGCAAAAUUGGGCGGAAGAAAUGUAAUGUUGUCCAAUGAUCAGAUUAAUUUUGUAUCAUCAGAACCAACAAUGAUAUUUGGUGCUGACGUUUUCCAUUCUGGUAAAGGGGAUCAAAGACCAAGUAUUGCAGCUGUUUGUGCUACAAUGGAUUCAAAAGCUACAAAAUAUACUGGAAGGUUUAGUGUUAACAAGGAUCCUCGAAAUGAAAUUAUCGAAGACCUCAGAGGAAUAGUAAUAGAUUUACUUCGUGUAUUUUACUUGAAAAAUCAAGAUUUGCCAAAAAAAAUUUUGUUUUAUCGGGAUGGAGUUGGUGAGAAUCAAUUUCAACACGUAUUGAACUACGAAGUAAAAGCGCUUAAAGAAGUCUUUGCUAGUAUUUACAGGAAUUCCGGACCUAAAUUAACAUUUAUCAUAGUUCAAAAAAGACAUCAUACUAGAUUUAUGCCAACCGAAUCACACGAUGGAGAUAAAUUGGGGAAUUGUCGUCCGGGGACGGUUGUUGACACGACAAUCCUUGUUCAACAAGGGUUCGAUUUCUUCUUGCAAUCUCAUUCCAGCCUGCAAGGAACAUCCCGACCAAUUCGUUAUAACGUUCUUUAUGAUGAAAAUAAUUUCUCUGCAGACGAAAUCCAAACAUUAACCUACCGAUUAUGUUAUCUAUCUGCUAGGUGUACGCUUUCAAUUUCAUUGGUUCCACCAGUUUACUACGCUCAUCUGAUUGCUAAUCGCGCGAAGCAUUAUUAUCGUUGGGGAGGAGAGAGUGGAUCAGACAACAGCAGAGAAAGCGGAAUUAGUGUUGGAUCAAUUGAAGAAGUCAAGAAUGGAUUGGCAAAUGCUAUGUUUUUUGUUUAA
This is a messenger RNA of Funneliformis geosporum, 3477 nucleotides long. Lineage: Eukaryota; Fungi; Glomeromycota; Glomeromycetes; Glomerales; Glomeraceae. The record is from the annotation of a GenBank genome assembly.